GAACUGUUCUGUGAACUAUGACCAAUGACUUUAUUUGAAUUUCGUGAGAAACAUCGUACGUCUUGUAUGAUUCCCAUCGAUUUGUGUGUAAACGAGUUCGACGUUGAGCCUGUUUCUGUAUAAUCUUAAGCAUGUCCGCGACAAAGCAGCAGCAAAAUGUGGAACACAAGGAGAAAAAGAGGAAAGAGAGCAUCCUCGACCUCUCCAAGUAUCUCGAGAAGAAUAUCAGGGUAAAGUUCGCUGGAGGUAGGGAAGCCGAAGGUAUACUCAAAGGUUACGAUCCACUGCUCAACCUGGUGCUGGACAAUACAAAGGAGUACCUUCGAGAUCCGGACGAUCCGUAUAAAUUAAAUCAGGACACUCGUAUGUUGGGCUUAGUAGUGUGUCGAGGAACAGCCGUAGUCCUCAUCUGUCCUGUGGAUGGUAUGGAAGCUAUACCAAAUCCAUUUAUACAGCAGGAAGGGUAAAGAGGAGCUUUCUUCUUUUGUGUGAUUAACAAAUCAAUCUUUCCUGAGAAAGAAAACUCUCAGCUGUGAGCGCAUUUUCUAUUUCUUGGUUUCUAAUGAAAAAGAUGUAAUUUAUUUUAUGAACGUUGCAUUUUGUAUAUAUCUAAGAAACUUGUACAUGUACGUAGACGUGUGUAUAAAUUUAUAGAAAAUAAAUGCAAUUUUUUCACAAA
Messenger RNA from Ooceraea biroi (clonal raider ant), 679 nucleotides. RefSeq names its product U6 snRNA-associated Sm-like protein LSm7 (gene LSm7). Gene Ontology annotation, biological process: mRNA splicing, via spliceosome; nuclear-transcribed mRNA catabolic process. Gene Ontology annotation, molecular function: RNA binding. The record is from RefSeq and is a predicted model, not a curated record. NCBI's taxonomy places the organism in Eukaryota, Metazoa, Arthropoda, Insecta, Hymenoptera, Formicidae. Gene Ontology annotation, cellular component: Lsm1-7-Pat1 complex; catalytic step 2 spliceosome; U12-type spliceosomal complex.